Molecule: messenger RNA, 1074 nt
Organism: Mesorhabditis spiculigera
Lineage: Eukaryota; Metazoa; Nematoda; Chromadorea; Rhabditida; Rhabditidae
Source: the annotation of a GenBank genome assembly
AUGGCGGCUUCAUCUCGACUUCCUCCUCUACCAGCCCUCCGUGAUUUCAUACACCUCUACAAGUUGCGAGCCAAGAAAGUCCUUUCUCAAAAUUACCUGAUGGACAUGAAUUUGACGAAGAAGAUCGUAAGAUUGGCCGGGGUUAGAAGUGGAGAUUGGGUCUGCGAGGUGGGACCUGGACCUGGUGGUAUAACACGGGCCAUCCUUGACGCUGGUGUCGAUCGUUGCGAUGUUGUUGAAAUUGAUCAGCGCAUGAUCCCGGCUCUUCGGCACGUAGCGGAAGCAGCACCAGGGCGUCUACAUAUAACUCGCGGAGAUGUGCUGAAAACAGAGAUUGGCGGGAUGUGGGAGGAAGCGGGUUUUUCCGGCGCCACUGCAUGGUCGGACGAGCCACCAAGGGCGCAUAUUGUUGGAAAUCUCCCGUUUAACAUCGCAACGCCUUUGAUAAUCAAGUUUCUACGGGAUAUGUCCUACAGACGUGGCCCCUGGAAGUACGGUAGAGUACCAUUGACGUUGACGUUCCAGUCAGAAGUUGCGCAAAGAAUCAUAUCCCCAAUCGACUGCGAGGCUCGAUCCCGGAUCUCAAUUAUGUCCCAAUACGUGGCCGAGCCCAAGCUGUUAUUUACGAUAUCAGGCAAAUGCUUCGUGCCGCCGCCAAAAGUCGACGUUGGCGUUGUUCGAUUUACGCCCCGGGCCGUACCGCUGAUUGGUGUGGCUUUUGAGGUCAUCGAGAAAGUGGCCCGUCAAGUAUUCCACUAUCGGCAGAAAUAUGGCCUAAAAACCUUAUACCCGGAGGAAAUUGCAGAGGAGAUGGCGCAUGAAGUUUUGAAAGAAACGAGAAUAGACCCGCGUACUACUUCGAUUAAAUUGGGUAUUGAGCAGUACGGGCAUAUGGCUGAGGUGUACGAGCGGCAAUGUUUGAGCAUGCCGGGCCUCUUCCCCUACGACUAUGUGAAGCCGCAUUUGACUGUGGAAAGCCUGGCGCAAACCGAAAAGGCGCUACCGCCACGCCAGCCCUUCAUAACUCAACUUCCCGCCGAGGGGAUCUCCCUGAAGAAUUUCGGAUUGAUCUCA